Molecule: messenger RNA, 630 nt
Organism: Helianthus annuus (common sunflower)
Lineage: Eukaryota; Viridiplantae; Streptophyta; Magnoliopsida; Asterales; Asteraceae
Exons: 3
Coding region: 2-427 (141 amino acids)
Source: RefSeq, a predicted model, not a curated record
AAUGACUCGUAAUACAAUGGUAAAUGUUAAAGAAUCUCAUGUUAUCAUAUUAUUUAUCAGUUUUCUUGUGCUUUUGAUGUCAUUUCAAUGUGCAAAAAAUGAACACACUGAUGUGAGUCCUUUAGCAGAUUAUUCAAUAAAGGACUGUGGGAAAGCAGGUUGUGUUUACGAUGACGUCGAUAAUCAAUAUUGUUGGUGCGGUAUUACCAAGACUCCUGAAUGCUGUUACGUACAUCAAAAAGACUGUGACUGGGCUCUUAAACAUCGACAACUUCGUCCCAAAUAUGGAAUUGGGGUACGCUUGUACGGUGACAGAACUGGUGUAUGCCUUGCGGUUAGAAUGUCGGCUGGAUAUUAUAAUGGUAAUGGUCGUGUCGGUUUUAUCGAUGGAGCGGUGGACGUUGUUGCUUUGAUUCAGUUCGGUUAAUCAAUGGAAUUGGUGUGCAGUGACGGAUUUCGUAUACGCAGUGCGGUUAGAAUGUCAGUUGGAUUUUAUAAAUGUAAUGGUCGCGCCUCAGGGCCGUCUCCGAGAAUCCUUAAGAAUUCCUGAGCCUUGUGCGAGUAAAAAAAAUUGGCCCUAAAUAUAGUGUGUGUAUAUAUAUUGAUAAUCAGUAAUAGACAAUAGUUGUA